CGUAUCCAUCAUCGCCGAAUAGUCACCACCCCACACGACGCCUUCCUCGAUGUUACUCGUCGUAGGUCCAGAGUGGGCAAAGGAUGACGUGUCCUACGUGUUCAGCAACUUGGCCAUCGGGGCAGCCCACGCAAACAAUCGGGACCCGGUGCUCAAGCCAUGGAACGAGACCGAUGAACGCGCUUGCGGCAGUGGCAUAGAACAUCCCAGGAGACUUUUCCCGAGGGCCGAGUGGGACCCGCUCGUUGAGAUGGGGGACAAGGACGCCAAGCCUCAGCGCAGCACCAUGCAAGCAUCAUGCACCGUGCAAGGAGCCUGGCACCAGACCGUGGUAGCAUCCAGGGCCACCGGACGCCUACUAACACGCAGUUCAGAGGACCCGAGUACCCGUGGAACAGAAGCUGGUGUGAGCAUGACUCGCCUGGUCGUCGAGUGUGGCGCAGUGGUUUCUCACCAGUACAGCCUCGGCAUCUUGGGCUGCAACCCGCACAUCCAUCCGCGUGACACGCUGCCGUGUGUGUUGACGAUGCUGACGACAGUAACGACGUGUCAACUCCAAGCAGCUGUCUUUGGAGGCUACACGGGAGGUGCUCUGCCAAACUCCCAAGUGCAUGCCACAGCAACAGAAGCCCUAUCUAGGAGUCACGUGAAACGGUAUGCGACGGGAUGGAAGUCCCAGGAGAUGGAGCCACUGAUCACUUCGUACCCUGCACAGCAGGUGAAGACAAAACGUGUCAGAUUGUGGAUAAGCUAUCGACCUGGAACAUGCUCCUUCUGGGUUCCCAAUCUGAACUGCCAGGAAUGCCGUACACGGGUAGCCAACUUUUCAUGAAGAAUUCUACCGGCGUUUUACAAUCGAUUGAAAAUUUUGGUGCACUGCGGGUGCUACAGUACCCGGAGCUUAUUGAAUGGCUACUGAGAACACAUCGCUGCAUUACAUCCGUGUAUCUUAAACUGUCCGUCAUCCAAAUUGCAAGCCUCUCGGUACUUGACGCUCUUCGGCAUAGCUCAGGAACCAAGACAGUGAUCCUAUGUUUCUAGGAUAAGCAACGUUGCUUUUAAGGUCACACCCUGCUUGACCAAAAUCGAAGAGCUUUGCUGCGCAGCCUGCGUCAAACACGAGGCUCCCCCAGAAAGCCACGCUGUCGGCGCCUCUGCAGACUUCAUCGUCUCCGACUAAUAGGACCGUUGGCAGACACGCUUUUCAUGGAUUUGCUAAUAAACAAUAGCUGAAAGAGCUCUAUUUGCUAGACAGCGAACUCUUAUGUCUUACCUAUACCUCUUAAGCCAGUACCUUCGUAUGACGACGGCUAUCAAUCAUUUGGCUGUUGUCAUGACAAACGAAGUGGGACAGAAGGCUAUUCUCGAAGGCGUUUUGAAACAAAGAAUUAUCGAGAUGCUCCUCAUCGGCGGGUUCAUUGAAAACGAAGAAAGCCCGGGAAUAGUAGCUGCAGUGAUCAGGGAGAACAGCGUGAUUCGCAACUUGAGUAUUUCUAUCAGAGGUGAUCCUGCGGUUGGGCGGUUCAGGUUUACGGCUGCUGGCUCCCUGGACUCCCUCAAAACGACACAUUGGAAGAAGUCAGCCGUCAGAGUGCGCACAUUUAUUAGAGCACUGCCGAAUGAAGAAAACUUGAAGGUGCACAUCAAUGCUGAACUUGACCACCGUCAGCUCCAGCCCAUCUACGCGGAGAUCUAAAGCAUUGCCCUUACGAAAAUGGUCGUCGAAUUCUAGUAGGCAUUCCAUUAACGUUUUGUCACUCAAUUAACAAAACCUUAUUUGAAAUAUCAUGAGCCUAUCAUUGUAGACUCGUUGAUCAUUAUUGAAAAGUGGCCACCCUGGAACCAUUGUAGCUUCAUUUCCCUGAUAUUGCGUUGAUUUCAUACGGGAUUCCCAUGGAAUAAACAUUGUAUUUUACUGAAGUGUGAAGUCAAAUAUACAUGAAAAUUAAAGAUUUUAAUGUGGACUACAAUCGUAAAUCAGUGAAUUUUGACAUUUGCAAGUCAGGCUUGCAAGUCAAGCUUGAGUGUUGCACACUCAAGCUACCUUUUGUAGUCUUUUAUCGCAAGAGCCCUUUCCCUGUAUUGCUACGGAAAAUAAA
Messenger RNA from Dermacentor silvarum, 2099 nucleotides. RefSeq lists its product as uncharacterized. NCBI's taxonomy places the organism in Eukaryota, Metazoa, Arthropoda, Arachnida, Ixodida, Ixodidae. The transcript is spliced from 3 exons. Bases 50 to 832 code for a protein of 260 amino acids. The record is from RefSeq and is a predicted model, not a curated record.